This is a messenger RNA of Xyrauchen texanus (razorback sucker), 3167 nucleotides long. RefSeq names its product monocarboxylate transporter 4-like. The transcript is spliced from 5 exons. Gene Ontology annotation, cellular component: membrane. The record is from RefSeq and is a predicted model, not a curated record. Lineage: Eukaryota; Metazoa; Chordata; Actinopteri; Cypriniformes; Catostomidae. Gene Ontology annotation, molecular function: monocarboxylic acid transmembrane transporter activity. Gene Ontology annotation, biological process: monocarboxylic acid transport; transmembrane transport. The coding region runs from base 198 to 1733 and encodes 511 amino acids.
UGAUUCAUUGGUGACAGAACAGGCUCUGGUCAGAUCAGGACUACAUUCAGAGGAUGAGCAUCAGCGAAGCUCCAGAUCUCAUUCAAGUGCUUGCUGUGCGAACGUGAUGGUCCUUUUCCCAAGGGAGCAACAUCAGAGGAAAACAUUAAUAACUGAUCAUUAUUAAGUUUUGAGAGACCUGACCUGUACUAAGCAUCAUGGGAGGAGUGGUAGUGGACACUGCCAACAGUGGGGUCAAGGCACCUGAUGGAGGAUGGGGUUGGAGUAUCCUUUUUGGCUGCUUUGUCAUUACUGGCUUCUCCUAUGCCUUCCCCAAAGCAGUCAGCGUCUUCUUCAAAGAGCUCAUCAGGGAGUUUGGAGUGGGCUACAGUGACACUGCUUGGAUCUCCUCCAUACUUCUAGCAAUGCUUUACGGCACAGGGCCACUAUGUAGCAUCUUGGUGAACCGUUUUGGUUGUCGCCCUGUGAUGAUGGUGGGUGGCCUUUUUGCCUCCUUGGGUAUGAUCAUGGCAUCCUUUGCAACCAACAUCAUCCACAUCUAUCUCAGCACAGGGGUCAUAACAGGUUUGGGUCUUGCCUUGAACUUUCAACCAUCACUCAUCAUGCUGAACAGAUACUUCAGUGAGAAACGGCCCUUGGCUAAUGGGCUUGCUGCAGCUGGAAGUCCCGUUGCUCUGUGUUGUUUGUCUCCUCUUGGCCAAGUACUUCAGUACAAGUAUGGUUGGCGAGGAGGCUUCCUCAUCCUUGGAGGCUUGCUGCUAAACUGCUGUGCCUGUGGGGCUCUCAUGAGGCCCUUGAUGGCUCCAAAAAAGAAGAAUGAGGUGGAAGGAAAAGAAAAGGAAGCGAAACCUCAAGCGAAACCCAAGUUGCUUGAUUUCACCGUCUUCAGAGAUCGUGGCUUUGUGAUUUACACUGUGGCUGCGGCCAUUAUGGUGCUAGGUCUGUUUGUGCCUCCUGUGUUUGUGGUAAGCUAUGCCAAGGAAUUGGGCAAUGAGGACACAAUGUCUUCCUUGCUGCUCACUAUACUGGGGUUCAUCGAUAUCUUUGCCCGGCCCACAUGUGGUAUCAUCGCUGGGCUCAAGUGGGUGCGUCCACGAUCUGUAUACCUCUUCAGUUUUGCUAUGAUCUUCAAUGGUACCACCGAUAUUGUUGGCUCUCUGGCCAAAGACUACUCAUCUCUUGUGGUGUUCUGCAUCUUCUUUGGUAUCUCCUACGGCAUGGUUGGAGCCUUGCAGUUUGAAGUGUUGAUGACCAUUGUGGGAACAGAGAAGUUCUCUAGUGCUAUCGGCUUGGUGCUGUUGGUUGAAGCCAUUGCUGUGUUGGUGGGACCACCUGGAGCAGGUCGCCUUCUGGAUGCCACAAAGAACUACAUGUACGUCUUCCUGCUGGCAGGCUGUGAGGUGGUCCUCUCGGCCCUUGUGCUGGCCAUCUGUAACUUGCUCUUCAUCAAGAAGAAGCCCCAAGAGCCUGACCCUCCAGCCAAGAUGGAGAUGGCCAUUACGGAGGCAGAAAUGGAGGAGCUCAACAAAAAACAACAUGAGGAGCAAGACAGUGGAGGUGGGACUGGUGAGACUACGAAGGAGCAAGUAGAACAGAGCAUUAAGGAAACAACUACAAAGUCUGAGGAUAAAGAGCCUGAGAGCAUAGGUGUGGACUCGAUAGAGCUUGAGACCAUUCCCAAAAAGGUGACGGCAGCAAAUGGUGUUGUAGUUGAACCUGAAUCCUCCCUGUAAGAGAUUUAUGUAGAACAAUAGAUAUGACAAAACAACCCCAGUAAGACUCAUGAACGUGCUCGGUUCAUGGAAACCGAGAUGUUAAACUCGUUUGAUGUUGCUAAACAGCACAUGCAUUUGAAGUGAUUUAGACUUUUCACUGCCUUGUAUGCUAACAACAGAUGACAGGAGAUGUUAUCAUACAUAUUAAAAAGGUUUAAAAAGUUUCUUCUGAAAAUGACAAAGAUUUAUCAAAGGUGUAAGAUUACGAUUAUUUAUUUUGUAUACUAUUUAUUUAUAUAUUAUUUAUAUAAGUAUAUAGUAUAUAAUUUAUUUUCGUCACAUCAAUUGCCUACUCCAUGUGCUACACCUGUGGCUUUGCAGUCUUUGAGUGACCCUGACAACGCGGCAUCUAAAGCUGAACUUUUAUCAUAAUUUGUCCAUAACCUUUUAGGAGUUUUAAAAUGUGAAAGUUUAAAUAUGCAAGAGAUUCGUUUUUUCUUUUAAACUUUUUUUAUUCAGGUUGUACUGCAUUUUUGGCCACUAUACACUCCACAUCAGAGUAGGGUACCAGAAUUAUAGUGAAGAUUUCCAGCUUGCUUGCUUUGUUGCAUACAGUAUUCACUAAAAUGGAUUGUUAAGUAUCUUUAUAGUCUAUUGUAAUGUAUCAAUCUGGUCUGGAGAGAGCACAGGAGUUUAAGGAGAAUAAUUAUUAGUUUUUUAAGGGUGUAUCAAAGUUCUGUGUUUCAGACAAAUCCUAACAGACGUACCAAUAAGUAUGGAAUGCUAGGCACAAAUGAACAGUUGACGAGUUGGUUUGUAUGAAACAUUGUCCAAGUAAUAGUCUCUUUGAACACUUUAUUGUGUUCUUGCAGAAUGAACAGAAUUGGGAUAUGCUUCAAAGUAUUUUUGUGUAGUGUUUUCAAAGGAUAUUACUGUUUGGGGCACAGCUGUGUUACAUAUUUUUAAUAGUGUUUUUUGCUAUUUUAUUUUACAGAAACUUUAAUAGUAUUUAUAGUAAACAUGUUGAUGUCAGUUGGCAGCUACACAACUUUAUCUGUACAUUUAUUUAUCUAAAUUUCAAAUGCUAAUCCAACUGCAUCAAAGGAGGGGACCAAUAGUGAGCUUGUGCAUGUGAUAAGCUGGUUAUAUAACAGCAUGUAUUUUUAGCUUAUUCAACACUUGCUACAAAAUGUAUUGAUUGAGACAUCUCAGUGGGCACCUUUUUGGAAACCAAAUCUAAAAAUUUACAAAGAUUACAAAAAUACACGUGGGGCUGAUAAAACCAUUUUUACCUCUAUUUUUGUACGUCUUUCACAAGCAGUUUGUGACAAGGGACCCUCUUCUACUUUUUUCGUACUAAGACACUGAUAUGUUUUGGUUGUGCCUUAUGUUUUGUAGCCAUACCUAAUUUGUUGUGAAUCAUUCUAGAAAUAAAUGCAUCCCUCAUCGAUC